Messenger RNA from Suillus fuscotomentosus, 1509 nucleotides. RefSeq lists its product as uncharacterized. Lineage: Eukaryota; Fungi; Basidiomycota; Agaricomycetes; Boletales; Suillaceae. The coding region runs from base 1 to 1509 and encodes 502 amino acids. The transcript is spliced from 6 exons. The record is from RefSeq and is a predicted model, not a curated record.
AUGCCAACCACAGUCGUUGUCGACACAUCUCCUGUGUUUCUCAGCAGAAGUACAGGUCGAAGUUCCUCUUGCCAAGAGCCCAAGAAGAGCAUCAGGCCCAAGACUUUGAUUCAGACAAAGGCAGCAUCAUCACCAGCAUCACCAUUUACUAGCAGAAGGAGGGAAGAUCCAGUGGUAAAGAGUGGCUUUGCAAUCCAGCCCAACAUCAAGGCCUCACCAGAAAUCCUGGGAAACAAAAACAUUCCAACAACUCCCUCUGAAUCUGCUAACAUCCCAUUGCGAUUGGAUUAUUAUUCGGACAACAUUCUGUGUGAAAUAGCUAACAGUGACAUACCUAUCACAGGUCCAUGCAAGUCGGUGCUUGAGUUUAUAGCAAACUCUGAGAAAGAGGUCGAAGAGUUCUCAGAUAUUCAUCCAGAAGAUUUUGAGACAAUAUCGCACAUCGUUGAUCAGAUCCAAACGACCAAACAGAAACCAAGAUUCACUUAUGAUUACAUUAACUGCCAUCUUGUUGAAAUGCCAACUCAUAUACAUGAAGUCCCGUGCACAGUAUUCAAGACGUGGUUUGACCGGUUCCUGGACUCUCUGGAUUUCGACCGCACCCUCAUUGACACAAUUGUCUUCAUGAAUGCUGAGGUUAAAACAGAGGAGCUCUCCACCAUCCUGGAUAUGACAUUGUCUGUCAUCGUAGGGAACCCUCACAGACCUCUCAAGGAGGCCAUCCCUGUUCUCAUAGAAACCGCAUUCUCUCAGCAAAUGAAUCCGCUGAUGAAUAAACUCCGGAAGCAAAUUCGUGCCAAGCCCGAAGUACUCAUGGUCAUUGCGACCCUCAUAGGAGAGACCAAACCAUACCAUUCGCCUGAACGCUCAUCUACUGCAUGGGAUACUCUAUUGCAAGAAACACCGGCUCGCGAACUUAGCUCCUUCCUUGACCUCCAACCCUUGGAUUCGAAGCCCACAGAUCCCAUUACCAUACUCGGUCACCAGUGUCCCAUCAAUAUCAACCUUGUGACUGGGCCGUGCACGGCUCGUGGUAGACUGUACCCUGACCCACACAUGGACGCCGUAAAUGCUAUGAUCAACCAGGGUCUACGCUUGGUGAAAAACAAGUUGGGUUCCCUCUGCAGAGAGGUAAACAAAGUGUGCGACCUCACACCUUUAGAAGAAUCUCCUAUCACCUUCCCUUUUUCUUGGGACCGUAUGUACAACUCCUUAAUGGGGGUGUCAGGAAUUACGGCCCACUCUCAUUACCUGGCAUGGUACGCAAAGUCUGCCAGAGGUGUAAAGCGCGUGGAACACCCAGAUUCCCAUAACAAUGAACCAUCAUCUUCAAAUACUCGCUCUCGCACUGACACUGGACCAAAUGCUAUGGUCAGCAACAACUCUGUGCAACCUGGUACUUCCAGUGCACAAAACAAUGACGUGCAACAUGAUGCUGGUAAGUCCAAGUCUAAGUCGAGGGGAAAGCACAGGAGCACCAAGGGCAAAGGCAAGGGCAAGGGCAAAUAG